CUCGCAACGCUCAGCACUCCAGCACUCUCACAACGCGGACAUAAACAGCGUUCAGCCGCCUACACCUCGCAACCAUUCAUAUAAACAACCACCAGCAAUCGAGCCCCCCUUCGUCGUUCAAGCCUGUAUCGCAUUCUCAACGAAACCCACUAUAAUUGUCGAAAACGAGUCAUGGCGGGCACCAAAACAUUACGCGAGCUGACACGCGAGGAAGUUGCCAAACACAACACGGAGAAGGAUCUGUGGAUAAUCGUGGACAGCUAUGUCUAUGACAUCACAAAAUUUGUAGGCCUGCACCCAGGCGGUGAAGGCGUCCUUUUGCAAGUCGCCGGAAAGGAAGCCACGGAACAAUUCUAUGGCCUCCACAGGCAUGAGGUUAUGGAGAAGUUCGGCCCACGCUACAUCAUUGGCCAGAUCAUAGGCGAGAUGCCCAAGCUUCAGCUGCAGCGGUCAGGCGAGUUCAGCAAGGUCCCUUAUGCCGAGUCGCCGUUUGUUCAGGGGCGGCCGUCGCCUUAUUACAAGGAAUCCCAUGUGAAAUUCCGCCAAGCCCUGCGGAAGUUCUACGACGAGGAGCUCCUGCCCGACGCAGCCUCAGCAGACGCAAUGGGCGAAGCCCCCGAUCUCGAAAUUUACCAAAAGAUGGGACAGGCGGGCAUUCUCGCUACUCGUAUGGGACCUGGACCCCACUUGAAGCUUGUGCCUAAACUCCCAGGAGGCGUCUCACCUGACGAGUUCGACUAUUUCCACGAACUGGUUGGACACGAGGAACUGACCAGGUUGGGAAUCUAUGGGUACGCCGAGGGAUUGGCUUCUGGGAUGGUUAUUGGGCUGCCACCUGUUAUGGUGUUUGGACCCAACUGGAUGAAGGAGAAGAUUAUUCCGGAGGUUCUGAUGGGGAACAAGCGUAUUUGCUUGGCGAUCUCUGAGCCGACCGUUGGAAGUGAUGUUGCUGGGUUGGCCACUACUGCUGUGAAGACGGCUGAUGGAAAGCAUUUCAUUGUGAACGGUGUCAAGAAAUGGAUCACAAACGGCACGUUCUCCGACUACUUCACCACUGCCGUCCGAACAGGCGGCCCCGGCAUGGGCGGCAUCUCUAUGCUCCUAAUCGAGCGCACCGAAGGCGUCAGCACCAAAAUCAUCAAAACCAGCGGCACCGCCAGCGCCGGAACCGCCUACGUCACCUUCGACAACGUCAAAGUCCCCGUCGAGAACCUCAUCGGCGGCGAAAACAAAGGGUUCCAAGUGAUCAUGGCCAACUUCAACCAUGAGCGUUGGUCUAUGGUCGUUGGAUGUGCGCGUGCGGCCCGGCUUGUCACUGAGGAGUGCUUCAAGUGGGCGAACCAGCGCAAGGUGUUUGGGAAGGCGUUGAUUGAGCAACCUGUCAUUCGGUUCAAGCUGGCGGAGAUGGUUGCGGGCGUUGAGGCGACGCAGGGGUGGCUGGAAUCUAUCACGUAUCAGAUGACAAAGAUGUCGUAUAAGGAGCAGUCGCUGCAUUUGGCGGGUACCAUUGCGUUGCUCAAGUACAAUGCUACGCGGAUGACGCAGAGGGUCUCGGAUAAUGCUGUGCAGAUCUUUGGUGGACGGGCGAUCACGAAGGGCGGCAUGGGCCGAAUCAUCGAAAACUUCCAAGCACGAAACAAAUUCGGAGCCAUCCUCGGCGGCAGUGAAGAGAUCAUGGCCGAUCUCGGCAUCCGACAGACCUUGAAAACUUUCCCCAAUACCAGGUUGUAGAAGGUGCCACACAUCCAUUUUUGCAGAGUAGUAAACGUCUAGUCACCGACAAACGGCGUCUACACAUUAGUAGAUAGGAGUGGGCUGUGCUGCAUGCUUCCACUUCUGGACUUUCUGCUCCUUUUGUAUCCAACCAAUUACCCAUUUUUUCUUGAGUACUGUACUUUUGUUUGAGUUCCAUAGUUUGAAAUUGAGGUAUGUCUCUCUAGAGCACAACAUUGACUGCAUUGGAUUAACUAUAUACAUACAGCCAACCGAAAUUAAUCAACCCG
Molecule: messenger RNA, 2003 nt
Organism: Fimicolochytrium jonesii
Lineage: Eukaryota; Fungi; Chytridiomycota; Chytridiomycetes; Spizellomycetales; Powellomycetaceae
Product: acyl-CoA dehydrogenase/oxidase
Exons: 5
Coding region: 172-1731 (519 amino acids)
Molecular function (GO): heme binding; oxidoreductase activity, acting on the CH-CH group of donors; flavin adenine dinucleotide binding
Source: RefSeq, a predicted model, not a curated record